This is a messenger RNA of Ochotona curzoniae (black-lipped pika), 8169 nucleotides long. RefSeq names its product kinetochore scaffold 1 (gene KNL1). NCBI's taxonomy places the organism in Eukaryota, Metazoa, Chordata, Mammalia, Lagomorpha, Ochotonidae. Gene Ontology annotation, biological process: cell division; attachment of spindle microtubules to kinetochore; protein localization to kinetochore. The coding region runs from base 97 to 6999 and encodes 2300 amino acids. The transcript is spliced from 26 exons. Gene Ontology annotation, cellular component: nucleus. The record is from RefSeq and is a predicted model, not a curated record.
AUACUUCGCUGAGCCUCUUUGGGCGUUGUGAGGUGACGUCCUUUCUGAGCAGCGCGCGGACCCCAAACUAGGCCCGCAGAAAAAGAUCUUCACAAAAUGGAUGGAGUGUCUUCAGAGGCAAAUGAUGAAAAUGACAAUACAGAGAGACCUGUUAGAGUUCGGCAUUCCUCAAUCUUGAAGCCUCCACGGAGUCCUCUUCAGGACCUCAGAGGGGGGUAUGAAGCAGUGCAGGAAUCCAAUGUUUUCAGAAGCAAGAAAAGCUCUCGCCGAGUCAGCUUUGCAGAUACUAUAAAGGUAUUCCAGACAGAAUCUCAUAUGAAAUUAAGGAGAAAAUCUGAAACCACAGGAACAGAAGCAAAGGAAAAUGUUCCAUUUAUACAGAGUAAGAAUUCAGAAAAUAAUUACUGUGAGAUUACUGGCAUGAGCACAUUGCUUUGUGCUCCCAUUCAAACCCAGAUGCAACAGAAAGAGUUUUCAGUUACAGAAAGCAACCAUGAAAGGAAACAUGCAGAUGACCAGACAGUCGUCUUUUCAGAUGAAAACCAGAUGGAUUUAACAGCAAGUCAUACUGUGAUGAUUACCAAAGGCAUUUUAGGUUGUACGGAAAGUGAAAAGUCCACAAAAGUAGAUACCACAUCAUUUCUGACUAACUUAAAGCACCACCUUGAGAAUUCAAGAGUGAAAAAAGAAUCAAAUUUUUCUGUGAAGCAAAAUAUUUCUUCAGAAAAGAAAAUAAAUUGCAGUGAUUUUAUUAAAAGAUUGAAAACAGGAAAAUAUAAUGCUUCUUUUUCCACAGGGCCUGAUAAAGAAAAUUUUGAGAUACCUAUUUAUUUGAAAGAAUCAAGCAGUGCCUCUUGUAUACCUCAGACUCAUAUACCUGUUAAUAUAGAUGAGAAUAGUAAUGACAGGACUCAAAUCUUUAGAGAACAAGAUGCUGGGAUGAAUUUUACCCAGUGUCAUACAGCCAAUAUUCAGACAUUGGUUCCCAUUGCCUAUGAUGCCAACACAAGGGAAUUUACAGGGGAUACUGCAAUUUUUGGAAAUGACUGUAUGGACUUAACACUUAACAGCACUAUUCCAAUUUUACCUUCAGCAGGUAAUUUAUCUGAAAUGGAAGAUCAAAGUCAAAAUGUCAUGAUGAAUGUUAUGACAGGGUAUGCAACUAAAGUUCCAGAAAAGAAAGCAGCCUGUGAGAAUAAACAAAGUGUUGUUUUUCAGAACCCCUCCAGAAACCCUGAAGACAAAAUGUGUAUUAUCGGAGGCCAUAUAAUAGAGACAGAAGAUCACACUGUCACACAGACUUCCAAUCGGGACACCAGACCAUUGCCCAUGACCCAAGAAUCCAUGUGUUUUAGUCCAUCUAGUCAAGGUUACAAGACAGUUUUUUAUUCUAGUUGUAAUGAUGCCAUGGAACUGACCAAGUAUUUCUCAAGUAUGAGAGAAGAGAAAAUUUUGCUAAAACAUGAUGGUAGUUCCAAAAUAUGUCUCAAUGCAGAUGCCAUGCCUCUUCUAGAGAAAACAAUUUAUUCAGAAGAUGAUAGUAUGGACAUUACCAAGAGUCACACAGUUGCAAUAGAUAAUCAAAUUUUAAAGCAAAAUCAGACAAAUGGACAGAGAGCUUCUAUAUCUAAAAAAGAAACAGUACUCCCAAGUUCUAUAACUGUUUUAGAAAAUGGGAAAAUGAAUGUAAAUUAUAGCUCUAUUCCUGAUGCAUUGAAGGAAGGAUUACAACAGAACUUGUCAAAUGCUUUAUCUGUUACAUUAAGUAAUGAAAAGACUGAACUCUUAGACAGGGACAAUAUGGAUUUGACUGAAAGUUGCACAAGUAACUUAGGAAGUCAAGCUCCUGUUGUAUCUAAUCUGGUUCCAGAGAAUGUCAGUAAACCUUAUUGUUAUGGCAAAAGUCCUUCAGAAGAAUGGGAAAAAAUGGCCAAAAGUCAUAUCAAACUAUCCCAACAACCAAAGAUAAUGUCUGAAACUGAGUCCUGGGGUAAAGAAAAAGACAACAUUUUGACGAUUUCACCCUGUCUUGGUAAAGAUUCUUCUCACUCAGUUGAUUGUAAUCAGGAUACAGCAGUAAGUCAUAAUGUAGUCAGCUCUGGUGGACUUAAUAAACAAAUAACCCUGGGAAAUAACAGAAAUACAGUCUCAAGUGACCAGUUGUCGGCCAUGAAGUUAUAUUCAACAGAAGAGCAAUCUGCCAUGAAAACUUGCAGUGCUAUUAUUAACAGUCACACAGAGAAAUCUGUACUAGGCCAGCAUUCUAAGCAACCCGAUCCACCGAAGAAAAAUUUAGGUGAUUGCACAUCUGACUGUUCUGAUGAUAAGAUGCUUCUUUGUUCUGAAGAGGAGCAAAAUAUGGAUCUAACCAGGAGCCACACUGUUGUCAUUGGCUUUGGCAAUUCUGAAAUACAAGAACUUGAUCAAACUAAUUUAGAACAUACUAGCCAGAGAACAACAAUGAGUAAACAGAGAACUAUAAAACUUGGAAAAUGUGAUAAAAGUCCUAAAGAGAAAACUGAAGUACUUGUAUCUAAUAAUAUGGAUGCAUUAGAAGUCAAAAAUGUACAGAAACCUGGAUUUCUGAAGGAAAAUAAAAAUACCAAAAUUUUUGGAAGGGAAAGUUUUGGCAGACUAAAACAUGAUAAGACUGUUAGAUUUUCAACAGAGACUGGUGGAAAUGACAUGGACAUCACCAAGAGCUACACAGUGGAAAUAAACUAUAGGCCUUUAUUAGAUGACCAUGAUUCCCAUUUGGUGUCUUUGCCAGGGACUUCAAAAACUAUUUUGUAUACAGGUGAGCAGGAUGACAUGGAGAUGACUCAAAGUCAUACAGCCGCCUUAGAAUGUAAAACUGUUUCACCAGGUGAUAUAACUACAGUGGACAAAACUGUAAUGUUUGUCGAUGACCAUGAUGGGUUAGAAAUGACAGAGUGCCACACUGUUUUUAUUGAUUUUCAAGCAAUGGAGAAAUGUAUGCUUCCUAACUUUGAGGUUUCCAAAAGAAGAAGCCUACGACAAUCAAAAGUGACAUCUACUGAGGAGAAAGUUCCCUUUCUAGAAAGUGAUAAAAGUGAUGAUAAAGCAGCGAAAGGCAACUCUUUAACUAUACCGGAUGAAAAGUCUAAUAGUGAUCCUGUAGAGAAAGCAGUAGUAUUUAUAAGUGAUGAUAACAUGAAAGUAUCUAAACCAACCACAUUGAAAAAUAUCAAAGAUGUACAGAAGCCUGGGUUCUUGAAUGAACUGUCCGGCAGAAGUCAGAGAAGAAAAAGCCUUAGGCUCAAAAAUGACAAAGCCAUUGUAUUUUCAGAGAGUGAUAAAAAUGAUCCGGACACCUCCCAGGUUUGUAUGAUGGGAACAAAUAAGAAAAGUGUGCUGGGAGAUAGAGAUUUCCAUUUGAUGCUUUCCACUUCUAAAACUAUUUUGUAUUCUUGUGGACAGGGUGACAUGGAGAUUACUAGAAGUCACACAACUGCCCUAGUAUGGGAAACUGCUGCACCAGAUAAAAUAACUACUAGGUCCCUGAACAGAACUGUGAUGUAUGUAGAUGAUCAGAACGAUCUUGAAGUCACCAAGUCCCACACUGUUUUCAUUGAUUGUCAAGACACAAAGAAAAUAUUUGAGGAAUACCCUGAAUUUGGAACAGCAAAAGGAAAAAGAGGCAGUUUUUCUGAGGAUGAUGGCUGUGUUCAGAAAGUCCCUACAAAACAAGAACUGACAACAGAAAACAAAGUUUUUCCUCAUACUGAGCAAAAGCAUCCUAUGAUACCCAUUGUUCCUCAUCAUGUUUUGUCUGGAAAUCAAAGUGAAACGGAAACCAUGGAAUCCCACAGAGCUACUGCAGGUGAAGAGGUCACAGGGAAGACUGUAGGUCAGACCUCUACAUCAGAAAAAGCUAGAGUUGAAAGCUGUCACUUAGAUUGUACAAACAGAGAAGAUAUGAAUUUUAUAAACAGUCAUGUAGCUGCUAUUGGUGGAUCAAAUGAUAAUUAUUCUUGUUUACCAAAUGCUAUUUCCUGUUUUGGUAAGUUAGAGGGAAAUACCAUGUCCUUAUGUGAUAAAGAUAAGGAGAAAGGCAAUUGCCCAUUGCAAAAUGAUCUUGCUUAUGUCAACACUUUACCCUGUGAACAUCACAUGACAUCUGAAAGGGUGACUGCCUCAGCUCCUUCUCUUGUCUUAGAGAAACAAGAAGCUGUUCAGACCAGUACUGAAGGACAGUUCCAGUGUGCCACAACACCACUGAAACAUCAGGAUCUGAUUGAAGAACCUCAGAAUCUAUUAGCUAGUCAAACUUUAAUACAUUCUCAGAAUCUGGGGGAGAUGACUAAACUUAACUCAAAGCAAGUAUCUUUUAAGCCUCCGAAGGAUCCAAUGGAGGCCUGUGUUGAUGAUACUUGUGUUGCUUCUGAGCCUCACCUCACACCCCAGCAACCUGCAUUGCUUCCAAAAGGACAGAAUAAUGUCAAUAAAGAUGACAUGAAAAUACCUAAAGCUGUAGAUAAUGUUUUAAGUAUUGUUACAGGAUUUUCCUCCACGUCCAUAAAUGAAAAUAAGCCCAAGAUGCUCAGUAAUAAGGAGUUUUCCAUAGCCUGUGAAAAAGAACUGAAGGAAAACAGUCCAGUGGCUGAAUGUAAGUCAGAGUUGACUGUACAAGCCAUUCAGACACAAGCCAAUGCUAGACAUACAGCAGAUCUUGUUAUUGCAUCUAAUGCUCCAUAUUUUAGUAAUGUCACACCAAAUUUGAAUAAUUUGAUUGGAAAAAUCGAAGGGCUUUUAGACUUUCAAGCUGUUCCUAAAUCACGUCCUCAAGAACAGUUACUUGAAGUAGAAAAUCAGACACAUAGUAAGAGUGUAGUGCAAGUCACUGAGAUGCAUGAUACAGUUUCUAACAAUGUUCAAGAUAAUAAAGACGAAAAUAAGAAUUCUAAUAAUGUAAGUGAAACUGCUUCUGACCCAUUAAAGGCUCUUAAAGAUAAAAUGCGGAGACAUUCUUUGGGAAUCUUUUUGCCCAGAUUGCCAAACAAAAGAAAUUGUAGUAUCACUGUUACUGAUGACGCAGAGCAGGUCGCAGCAAAUACAACUGCUUUAAAUCAAAUAGAAUCUCAGCUAGCCUCCAGCAAGGAAUCAGGCAUUACAUCUGUGGCAGCUAAACUGAACUUAAGUCCGUCUCAAUUUAUAAAUGAGGAACAUCUUCCAUCAUGCACUGCUGAGAUUACUUCAUCAGAUUCCAUAUGCCUAGAAGAUGAGGACAAAACUUUGAUUGAAACACACCAAAAUGAAACUUCACCAUCUGAAAAUAAAGUAGGAGAAACCCUUAAUCGACAAAAAAGAACCUGGGUGCAAGAUGAAGAAGCAGAUAUUCCAAGUGAGAAAAAAGUCCGGAAAAGGGAGUCUGAGCUUAGUGAUACAACAAAAGAGCAAGAGGUUUUUGAUCACCAAACUGAGGAGAGUAUGGACAGAAAUGCUAACAGUGUGUUGAUCAAAAGCCUGAGCAGGACUCCGUCUAGUUGCAGCAGCUCUCUGGAUUCAAUCAAGGCCGAUGGAACCUCUCUGGACUUCAGCACACUCCGCAAUAGUCAGAUGGAAUCGCAGUUUCUCAGAGAUGCCAUUUGUGAAGAGAGUUUAAAGGAGAAACUCAAAAAUGGGAGAAUAACGAUAAGGGAGUUCUUUAUACUUCUUCAGGUCCACAUCUUGAUACAGAAACCCCGACAGAGCAAUCUCCCAGCCAAAUUUACUAUAGGCAUGCCACCCACUCCAGAGGACUUGAUGUUAAGACAAUAUGUUUAUGGACCCAAGACAGAGAUUUAUAAAGAAGAUUGUGAGGCUCUUCGUCAAAAGAUUGAAGAAUUAAAGCUUUCUUCAUUGAACCAAGAUAAACUGUUAACUGAUAUAAAUAGAAACCUGUGGGAAAAAAUGAGAUGCUAUUCUGAUGCAGAGCUGAAGACCUUUGGGGCUUACCUUAACAAAAUAAAGUCAUGUUUUACCAAGAUGACCAAAGUCUUCACCCAUCAAGGAAAAGUGGCUCUGUACAGCAAGCUGGUGCACUCAGCUCAGCAAGAGAGGGAGAAACUUCAGAUAAGGAUAGAGGAAAUGGACAGCCUCCUUAAGAAGAUGAGUAACUGUCUUACUGAGAUGGAAAAAGAAACUAACAGUUUGGAAGAUGCAGAAAAAGUGAAUCCUGCGGAAGAAUGGAGUUCUGAAAUGAAAGCUGCAGAGAAAGAACUGGAACAACUGAAAACAGAAGAGCAGGUGCUUCAAAGAAACCUUGCAGAACUGAAGUUUCAAAAAGCGCAGACCCUUGCUCAAAUAGAUUGCAUGAAAAAGCAAACAAAUAGAACUAAGGAAUUACUGGACCAAUUGAGUUUGUCUGAAUGGGAUAUCAUUGAGUGGAGUGAUGAUCAAGCUAUAUUCACCUUUGUUUAUGACACAAUACAACUUAACAUUACCUUUGGAGAACCAAUAGCUGGUCUCUCUUUCCUGGGUAAGGCUUCUAAGAAGAUUAUUGAGUUGAAGUUUCAGUCUCUGUUAGAUGAAGAUAAAGCCCCGCCUUCCUCCCUUUUGGUUCAUAAGCUUAUUUUUCAGUAUAUUGAGGAACAGGAAUCCUGGAAGAAGACAUGUACCACCCAGCAUCAGGUACCCAAGAUGCUUCAAGAACUUUCAUUGGUGGUGAACCAUUGCAGACUCCUUGGAGAGGAGAUUGAAUUUUUAAUGAGAUGGGGAACAUAUUAUAACCUUAUGAACAUACAUGUGGAAAAUACUGACCUGACACUUUUGUUUGCCAGCUCUGCAGCAUUUGCAAAGUUUGAGAUAACAUUGUCUCUCUCUGCCCAUUAUCCAUAUGUCCCAGUACCGUUUACAAUUGAAAAUCACAUUGGGAGCACCAGCCAAGAUGGCAUUGCUGCCAUUCUGUCUAAAGUGCCAUUGGAAGACAACUAUCUGAAGAAUGUGGUCAAGCAAAUUUACCAAGAUCUGCUACAUGACUGCCAUGUCUACCACUGAAUCCAUGGACCAUGGUUGUAACAACCAAGCAGGAUGCGCUUAGUCACAUUAUAUUAGGGUCUCCAUUGCAGUUUAUCGUGUGUCUUUAGGUCAUAGAAGCUAGUAAAAUUCUCACUGAUGAUGUUAUAAGUGAUGGGUAUGAUUAGUUGUCAAAAUUGUUUGGAUGGAGGUGAUGUAAGGUCCCAAACACUUUGCUACCACCAUAUUCACUUUUGUUCCAAAGGUUUAAGUAAUAGUACAUUUUAAGUAAAAUUUUCCCCUGACUAAAAUUGUGUGCUGUAAGGUGUCCUCAGGAGAAACAUUCAAGCAUAAGAGAAGUUACCAUUAACAAAAACAUGAGCCAGUACUAGUAAUUUUCAGUAGCCUGGCUUUGCCUAGCAGAUAUUUUUGGAAUAGAAACAUGUCUGUUUACAAACAACUCAUCUUUUUUUUUUUAAUGUCAAUGUUAAGAAAAAUCAAAUGGAAGGGCUUGCUUUUCAUUCUAUGAUGUCUAUUUUCAUAAUAAGUUUUUUUUUUUAAGGUAAAGCUAAUUCAUUUUAACUCAGUACAUAUGUAAAUAAUGUUUUGUGAUAUAGUAUGGAGAUGUAUAUAUCAUAUAGUAUAUAGAGAAAAUACUUUUUUUGCUAAGCAAUUUCCAUCUUCUGAAGCUGAUUUAUAGCAAACGUCUCAACUAUCAUUUAUUAAAUAGUGGCGUAACAGUAUAAUACCCAGAAUACCAGUUUAACCAAUUUUUGGCAGUAGUAAUAAAUCUAUGAGCAAGUAUUGUUGCUGAAAAUACACCCUCCUCAUUCAAAAGUAAGUAUAUCCAUCUAUGAGGUAGACAAAUAUGAAAGCGUUUUUACCCAAACUUUUGUCAAAUCCUAAUCAUGAUAAUCUUUGCUUUGUUUAUAUUUAAUUCUAAGCUGAAGUAUAUUUUUAUUUUAAAUUAAUUUUCCUUAAAAUUUGCUUCUUACCUAGGAUCAGGGUAAAGUCCUAUAGAUCUCCUGGAAUGUUAUCUUCCCUGUUGGUUUCUUUAUCUGAAAUAAAGUGUAAAGAUCAUAUGGCCUUUGAAGCUUCAAAGUCAAAAUUCAUUUCUCAUGAAAAUUAAUAGUUUCCCUAUUUCUAUACACUCCUUGAAAAAUGUUUGAAGUUAUUAAUAUGGUCUUUUUUCCCAUACAACUUAAAUUAGCU